Messenger RNA from Cylas formicarius (sweet potato weevil), 1799 nucleotides. Its product is annotated as cytosolic carboxypeptidase 6. Lineage: Eukaryota; Metazoa; Arthropoda; Insecta; Coleoptera; Brentidae. Bases 87 to 1799 code for a protein of 570 amino acids. Gene Ontology annotation, biological process: proteolysis. Gene Ontology annotation, molecular function: zinc ion binding; metallocarboxypeptidase activity. The transcript is spliced from 9 exons. The record is from RefSeq and is a predicted model, not a curated record.
UAGAAUGUCUUUACACUGAAAAGCUCGCGUGACUGUAAUUAGUUUCACUAUAAUUUUAUUUUUCAGUUUUAAUACGGGUGCUUAAAAUGGGAGAUUUUGGAGAAGAUUCCGACGACAGUGACGGAGAAGGCGGAUUAGGAAACGUGAAUCGAAUAAUAAUGCGUCCCCCAGGUCACAGUGGUAAAGCGAAAAGGGGUCAUUUGUGCUUCGAUGCUUCUUUCGAAUGCGGAAAUUUGGGUAGAGUUGACCUAAUUAACGAAUAUGAAUAUGAUUUGUUUAUAAGGCCCGAUACCUGCAGUCCCAGGUUGCGGUUUUGGUACAAUUUUACAGUCGACAACGUUAAGCAGGAUCAGCGGGUUAUUUUUAACAUAGUUAACAUCAGCAAAGAGCGAAACUUAUUCAUGGAAAACAUGACCCCGUUGGUCAAAUCUUCAAGUCGGCCGAAAUGGCAAAGAAUACCGAAAAAAUACGUAUUUUACCACAAGUCUUUAGCGCACCAGGGUAAUUAUAUUUUGAGUUUCUGUUUUGGAUUUGAUCGGGAAGAUGACGUGUUCCAAUUCGCUUUGGCUCCUCCCUACAGUUACUCAAAAUUACAAGCGUUUUUAGGCUUACUCGAGAAAAAGGCAGCUUAUUUGAACGAACGUUUUUCUAGGGAUUUAUUAUCAAAUAGCAUACAAAAGAGAAGGGUCGAUAUAUUAACUAUCGGAUGUUUGGAUAAGUCGAAUCCAAAGUCGAAAAGAAGAGUGGUGGCCAUUAUGGCAAGAGUGCAUCCUGGGGAAUCCCCGGCUAGUUUUGUGUGCCAAGGUUUAUUGGAGCUCUUAAUUAGUUGCAAUUCGAUAGCGGCCAUUUUGAGAGAACACGUAAUUUUUAAAAUAAUACCAAUGCUAAAUCCAGACGGCGUUUUUCUUGGAAACUACAGGAGUACCGUGAUUGGUAACGAUUUAAAUAGAUCUUACCAUAACGCCAAUCCAUGGUGCCAUCCUACAUUAAAAGCUGUUAUCGACGUCCUGACCGUAUUGGAUAGAAAUCGGGAGUGCCAAUUGGACUUUGUGAUUGACAUUCACGCUCACUCAAGUCUUACGGGGUGUUUUGUAUACGGCAAUACGUACGACGAUGUUUACAGGUACGAACGACAUAUUUUAUUCCCGAAACUGCUGGCGACGACUGCGGACGACUACGUGCCGGAAAAUACAAUGUUUAAUUCCGAUAGUAAUAAAAUCGGUACAUCUAGGCGAUUCUUUUGCUCCCUUUUAAGUGAUAGAGUUAAUUGUUACACGUUUGAAGUUUCCAUUUUCGGCUACAAACUUAAAGGCUCGGAAGUUGUCAUACCUUACACAGAAGAAAGUUAUAUGAGAUCGGGUCGUAAUUUAGUGCGAACAUUUUUGGAGUACUAUCAAAACACAGGCGCCAUACCAGUUCAGCUCGCAGCAGAAGUGUCCAGUAAACGGAAAAAGUCGAAAUCAAAUCAAACACGCCGAAGACACGCGAGUUACUCGAGAACAACGGCGAAUAGAACUGAAGCCCUUAUACAUUUUAAAAAUUUAAACACUAAUUACGACAGCGAAACCUCUUUUGAAGAGUUUACUUACAGUUUUAGGACGACGAGCCCCAGAAAAACAUUUGAUAAAAUUGCCGAACGGCAUAAUUCCAGAGGUGUGCAACGCGAGGGUUGUCGAAGUGGAUCACCAACGUUUGUCGUCCUGCCUGAACAGAGUUUGACAGUCAUCGACUUUAAUAUCAUGUCUAGAGAUGAUAUUGAUAAAGUAUCGAAUUUUCAGCGAAAUAAAAAAACCUACUGA